Manacus vitellinus (golden-collared manakin) is the source of this 2173-nucleotide messenger RNA. RefSeq names its product potassium voltage-gated channel subfamily A member 3. NCBI's taxonomy places the organism in Eukaryota, Metazoa, Chordata, Aves, Passeriformes, Pipridae. Gene Ontology annotation, molecular function: delayed rectifier potassium channel activity. Gene Ontology annotation, cellular component: voltage-gated potassium channel complex; membrane. The record is from RefSeq and is a predicted model, not a curated record. The transcript has a single exon. Bases 87 to 1409 code for a protein of 440 amino acids. Gene Ontology annotation, biological process: protein homooligomerization; potassium ion transmembrane transport.
UCAACAUCUCGGGGCUGCGCUUUGAGACCCAGCUGAAGACGCUGGCUCAGUUCCCCGAGACGCUGCUGGGGGACCCGCGGAAGAGGAUGCGCUACUUCGACCCCCUGCGCAACGAGUAUUUCUUCGACCGCAACCGCCCCAGCUUUGAUGCCAUCCUCUACUACUACCAGUCGGGCGGGCGCAUCCGGCGGCCCGUCAACGUCCCCAUCGACAUCUUCUCCGAGGAGAUCCGCUUCUACCAGCUCGGGGAGGAGGCCAUGGAGAAGUUCCGGGAGGACGAGGGUUUCAUUCGGGAGGAGCAGCGGCCGCUUCCCGACAAGGAGUUUCAGCGCCAAGUGUGGCUCCUCUUCGAGUACCCUGAGAGCUCCGGGCCGGCCCGAGGCAUUGCCAUCGUCUCUGUCCUGGUCAUCCUUAUCUCUAUUGUCAUCUUCUGUCUGGAGACCCUGCCUGAAUUCAGGGAUGACCACGACUAUGAGGGAACUGGGGGGACCUUUGGGACGGGCGGUGCCCCACUCCCACCUGAAGUCUUCACCAACUCCUCGUCCUCGGCUACUUCCAUGGUGUCAUCCUUCACUGACCCUUUCUUUGUGGUGGAGACUUUGUGCAUCAUCUGGUUCUCCUUCGAGCUGCUGGUCCGUUUCUUUGCCUGCCCCAGCAAGGCCACCUUCUCCAAGAACAUCAUGAACAUCAUUGACAUUGUGGCCAUCAUUCCCUACUUCAUCACUCUGGGCACUGAGCUGGCAGAGAGGCAAGGCAAUGGCCAGCAAGCCAUGUCCUUGGCCAUCCUCCGAGUCAUCCGCUUGGUUCGGGUUUUCCGCAUCUUCAAGCUCUCCCGGCACUCCAAGGGGCUGCAGAUCCUGGGGCAGACCCUCAAGGCCAGCAUGCGGGAGCUGGGCCUCUUGAUAUUUUUCCUCUUCAUCGGCGUCAUCCUCUUCUCCAGCGCCGUUUACUUCGCCGAGGCCGAUGACCCCAGCUCGGGUUUCAGUAGCAUCCCCGACGCCUUCUGGUGGGCCGUGGUGACCAUGACCACGGUGGGCUACGGGGACAUGCACCCCAUCACUAUUGGGGGCAAGAUCGUGGGGUCUCUCUGUGCCAUUGCGGGGGUGCUGACCAUCGCCCUCCCCGUGCCUGUGAUAGUCUCCAACUUCAAUUAUUUCUACCACCGGGAGACAGAAGGUGAGGAGCAAGCCCAGUACAUGCACGUUGGGAGCUGCCAGCACCUCUCGUCCAGCGAGGAGAUGAAGAAGGCUCGCAGCAAUUCCACCCUCAGCAAGUCCGAAUACAUGGUCAUCGAGGAAGGGGGGAUCAACCACAGUGCAUUCAAACAGGCUGCCUUCAAAGCAGGCAACUGCACAACCACAAACAAUCCCAACUGUGUGAACAUCAAAAAGAUCUUCACGGAUGUUUAAAAAAAAAAAAAAAUCCCAAACCAAACAAACAGCAACAGAAACCUGAGGAUGCGGUAAAAUGAUACCAAUAAUGACAAUAACAAUAAUGAUGCAAAGUGACUGUGUGUCGGUGUUGUGUGGAACAUGCACCAUCGUCGGUCUGUGUGUGCCCUCGUUUUUGAUAUGGGUUUUUUUUUUUAGAUCCUUCCUUUCUAAAGAUCCAAAAAUAAAAGGAUUUAAAAUUCUCCAAAGAAGAGGACGGCUAAAGGGUAACGAGACAAGGAAUAUGAAGACAAACCACACUCACUGUCGAAACAGAUGUUCUGCAACGUGUUGCAGGGCAGCUUUGCUUUGUGGGGUUCUGGGGAUCCUCUCGCUUUGCUCCUGAAUUUCCUCCCCCUUUCCCUGAAGGCAGCGUGGAGCCGAUUUCCCUGCCGUCACAUAAGCUCAGUUGUUGGAUUAACAACCCCGGGCUGGGUGGGGGAAUGAGGAAAACAUGUAGCCGAGAGCACUGGGAGGGGGUUGGGAGGAAACAACCGUUUAAUUUUGCAGAGAGUCUCUGUUACCACGUCGUUAAACAAUGCUUUAUAUUGAAUGCUGUGAUGUGCCAUUACGGGCACAUCACAGAUUCCAUUUUUUUUUUUUCCCAUUAGACUGUUGAUGAAAUUCUAAUCUGGUCAGAGACGGAGUGCAAUCAAUGCUGAUUUAAAUAGAAAAAAACCCCAACCCAGAGCCCUUGUUUUUCGUUCUUAGUUCCCUUCCCGUGUCACCUGAUGGAAUUACUC